GGGCAGGAGGAGGAGGAGGACGAGAGGCGGCCCACCCCCUGCGAAGUGUGCAAGUACCUGAGCCUGGAGCUGCAGGAGACCCUGGCGCAGAGCGGCCGCUCCAAGGAAGUGCUGGAGCUGGGGCAGGUGCUGGACUCGGGCAAGCGAAAGAGACGCAUCCAAUACAACACCUCGGAAACCCGACUGGCCGAGGCGCUAGAAACCGUGUGUGAGCGAUUCCUGCAUUACAGCGUCCAUGCCGAGCGCCCGGGCAGCCUGCGGUAUGCCAAGGGUCAGAGCCAGACCAUGAACACCCUGAAGAACCUGGUGAACAAGGGGGUGAAGGUGGAUCUGGGGAUCCCCCUGGAGCUCUGGGACGAGCCGUCGGUGGAGGUGACGCAGCUGAAGCAGCAGUGCGAGACGAUGCUGGAGCAGUUCGAGGCCGUGCUGGAGGAUUGGUACUUCCGCCACCAGGAGACGGUGCUGGGAGCCUUCCUGUGCGAAGGGCACGUGCUGGCGCCGGGGGAGAGAGGGUGUCUGAGCGAGGUCUGGACAGGGAGGAAGGGUGACGAGGGAGCCCAGGAAGAGGAGGAGAAGGAGGAAGAGACGAUGGAACAACCCAGCCCGCCCACCAGGGCAGGAGCAGGCCCCAGGAGGGCGCCGUCCGGCGAAGACUCGGGACCCCCAGCGACCCCCGGGACUGUCUGAGCUCCGCCCUCGGAGGACCCCCCCGCGCCCC
This is a messenger RNA of Mauremys reevesii (Reeves's turtle), 718 nucleotides long. It is a transcript of the gene CNPY4, whose product is annotated as canopy FGF signaling regulator 4. The annotation marks the transcript as partial. The record is from RefSeq and is a predicted model, not a curated record. Gene Ontology annotation, molecular function: signaling receptor binding. Lineage: Eukaryota; Metazoa; Chordata; Testudines; Geoemydidae. Gene Ontology annotation, cellular component: endomembrane system. The transcript has 7 exons.